Cladophialophora carrionii CBS 160.54 is the source of this 1368-nucleotide messenger RNA. RefSeq lists its product as uncharacterized. NCBI's taxonomy places the organism in Eukaryota, Fungi, Ascomycota, Eurotiomycetes, Chaetothyriales, Herpotrichiellaceae. Bases 1 to 1368 code for a protein of 455 amino acids. The record is from RefSeq and is a predicted model, not a curated record. The transcript has 2 exons.
AUGUCGCGCAGCUACCACAGGGCCGCCUACUUUGGCCACCUUGAGUUUCCAACCGAUCCCGUCGCCGUCGUUGGCGUCCUCAAGGGCAAAUCCAAUUUCCAAACAUGGCAUUCCGCCAUCCAACCCAUCCUCCUCUCGAAUGCCAGUUCCUCCGAGCUGAUCAUCGGCGUGUGGACGGAACCUCGUUGUCCAACACCUUGUACGGCUGAGCAACAAGCCGCAUUCGACGAGGGCCGCAGACGAUGGCACACCACAAACACAGGCACCUGUCGAUUCAUCCGAGCCACGCUGGCCGAAAAUGUUGUCCCGUUCGUCCGCCAGUACAACACGGCAAAGACCUUGUUCUUCAACCUCGUGUGGCUGUAUGGGGAAGACAGCGGAAUCGACACCCAGGGUGGCCCUCCAGUGCCAGUGAACGCCCAUACCAUGAGCACGAAGAGAGGUCGAGCGAGUCUCCUGGCGGUGCUGGAAGCGAAACGGACCCUCGAUUAUCUGCCUCCUGUUGGCGUGACGUUGACUAUCCCGUCGCCCACCACUCCGACGAGCGUCUGCACGGUCUCUUCAUCUUCCUCGACCACAGACGGGGCUGCCACGCGCGAUCAUCUCAAGUCUCUGCCGUCGACACUACGUGAAGAGCCAAGUCCAGAACAUCACUUGACGUUGAUCCGCAGUUUCGAACGGGCUUGCAUCUCGGAUUCGAACUCACACUCGAACCAGAACCCGAACCUGGAGACCAUCCACGAACAAGACCAUGAACAAGAGGAGCCCCACCCCGGAAGGAGAAUUCGAAUCUCCUCCGGCCACGCCAUAGGUUCCAGCCUCACUCCCGGGAACGGGCACGGGGAUAAAGACGGGAGCGUAGACAUGCAGACGCACACGCACACGUAUGUGCACUCCGAACGCAGCAUCAGCCCGUUGACCCUAUCCGACUCGACCAGCACAUCCGACGAGGUAAGCGAGGUGGUGAAGUGGCUUCCAUGUUUCAAUUACCUUCCAAGCCUGCCCACGUCCCAGAACGCGAAUGAUAGAAACCUGAGCCGACUUCACCUCGAAGAUAUCGGCAGCAGCAGCGUCAGCAAGACGACGACCACCUCAUGCAACAUUCAACAUUCCCGACCAAAGAAGCGUCAAGCCAGCGCUGAGCUGGGACCCGAGGACGGAGGUGGAGAGGGAGAUGAAGGUGAGGGUGAAGAAAGACGUCCAAAAGCGAGCAUUGUCUCGAUGUUCAGGGCCGUCAAGCCGGGAAAGGCCAGGAAGUGGGACAAGUUCUCGCUCUCGUCGUUUCCUCUUCGUCGGUUGGAUGCGAACGGCUCUCAGAAGGGCAGCGGCAAGGAAAAGAGCAAGGCUGAUACUGGUGAUACUAUGUAA